UUCCCACACCCCCGCCCCACGCCAAGUCCAAACCUCGUGAGACAAAAGCUUUAUUUAUUGGGCUAGCUGACUGGCUCGAGCCGAAGCAAAAGGAAAACGGCCAUUCCCGUUCUUCUUCUUGGUUUUCUUUUUCUUGUAUUUCAUUGUUAAUUGAUAGUUCACUGCAAAAUCAUCUACAACCGGCUCCUCCCAGGGAAAAAAAAUAUUUCCACCCAAUUUCGAAGCAUAAAUUUUGUAAGGGAAGAGUAUUAGAAGUGAAGAAGUAAACAAGAAAAAACGGUUCUUUAUCUGGUUUUGCUGGAUUGAACACGGUUGUAGUGUAAUUGGCAUGUUCUUGAAAUUGCCCAUUACAUGUUCGAUGAAAUGCUUUAAUGGGUUGAUCGCAUCAUAAGAAGAAUACAGACUUGGAAAAAAAUUGCUAGUAUACAGAUUUUAAAAAGGGUCUGUGGAAUUUGUUAGUUUUGUGGGGGUGGAGAGAAACACAAUGGAGAACAGCAAAGAAGAGACUCAGCAGCAUGUGUUUCUUGAUCGUACCUCUCGGGUAACCAGAGGGAAACGCAUGACAAAGUUGCUUGAUGAGGAGAAUGAAGAGGAUGAGACCUUCUGGAAUCAAGAUGCUCUCAAAGAGGAAGAGAAUGAUGUAGAAUAUAAAGAAGAAGCAGACGUUGCUGAUGUCUUUGACAGCGAUUUUGAUGAAGAUGAACCUGAUGCAGACGAAGAAGCGGAAAAUGAACCAGACGAGAGGAGGACCAAAAAGCGAUUAAUAUUUCCAGGAAAACCAUCAACAAAGAAGAAAAAGAAAGUACUGUCUAAGAUAGAAACAUCACCACAAAAUGACAAAACCCUGGAGCAGUCCACACCUUCUGAACAUCAUGAUGUUCCCGAUGAUGUUGAAGGAGAGCGAAUAAUUAGGAAAUCAACUAGAACUUCUGUGAUUGUUAGGCAAGCUGAAAGGGAUGCAAUACGUGCAGCACUGCAAGCUACGAUGAAGCCAAUAAAAAGGAAAAAGGAAGGUGAGGAGAAGAGGAUGACCCAAGAAGAGAUGCUUCUAGAAGCAGCUCAAACAGAAAUUAUGAAUUUGAGAAACUUGGAACGGGUGUUAGCAAGAGAGGAAGAAGUUAAGAAAAGGGCCGUAGUGCACAAAGCAGUUUACAGUGGCCCCCAGAUACGAUAUCUUUCUAGAAAUGGUUAUUCUUAUCUGGAAUUUGUCAAUGGAGCAUCAUUUGGUUCAGAGGUCUUGACAAAAGCUACUCCAUAUCCACAGAAGGCUUUGUGUGCUGUUACCGGUCUGCCUGCAAACUACCGCGAUCCAAUGACUGGAUUACCUUAUGCAACAAAAGAAGCAUUCAAGAUCAUCCGUGAAAGAUUUGCAGAAGAAAGUAGCAUUGUUAAUAAAGAAAGCGGUAUGGGGCUACUGUCUGAUGCAACAUUUGGGCAAGGAUUCUCUCAAAAGAGAAAGAGGUCGAUAAUUCCGCGUAAUAGGGAUACAUCUUACUUUGAACGCUUAGCAUGUUUCCGAAGAGUUCCUGCUUUUGAAAUAGAAGACUCAGAGUAACUGCCACAUUGCUAUUAGUUUUUUUCAUGAUAGUGUUACAUCUUUAGCAAAUCACUGUCUAAAGUUGAGAUCAUUAUUUAUGUUUGUGAGGAGAAUGGUAUUUCAGUUCGGACAUGUUUUGGAAAUUGGCUGGUCAAUUUAGAUGUAUGUGAUAUGCUA
Messenger RNA from Olea europaea var. sylvestris, 1714 nucleotides. Its product is annotated as SWR1 complex subunit 2. Gene Ontology annotation, molecular function: ATP-dependent H2AZ histone chaperone activity. The transcript has 11 exons. Gene Ontology annotation, biological process: regulation of DNA-templated transcription; chromatin remodeling. The coding region runs from base 485 to 1555 and encodes 356 amino acids. The record is from RefSeq and is a predicted model, not a curated record. Gene Ontology annotation, cellular component: nucleus. Lineage: Eukaryota; Viridiplantae; Streptophyta; Magnoliopsida; Lamiales; Oleaceae.